Molecule: messenger RNA, 1890 nt
Organism: Oryza brachyantha (malo sina)
Lineage: Eukaryota; Viridiplantae; Streptophyta; Magnoliopsida; Poales; Poaceae
Exons: 9
Coding region: 19-768 (249 amino acids)
Molecular function (GO): protein binding
Source: RefSeq, a predicted model, not a curated record
CUAGCCAAGAAGGAUCUGAUGACCAAGCUGAUCGUGGCCGAUCAAAUGCCGUCGGGUCCUGCAUCAGCGGAUGGCUCGCGCGAGGCUGCAGUGGCGGCUACUGAGUUGGCGUCGACCUCCAAGGAUGGGCUCGUCAACACUUCGCUGUCUCGCCGCUUUCUCUUGGACAAGGAGAAAAAGGGUGCUUGGAGGUUUCUAGGAAAUAUGGAAUGCUUGCAGAUUAAGAAGUCCCCUGAACAUGGGGAGGAUGAAGUUACUGAUACUGAUUCAAAGUUAAAGGGUAAGGAAAUCUUUGGAGCAAAAUCUUCAUGUGUAUCUUCGACUAGAACAGUUGGAGAUGCAAACAAGGAUGGACAAGUAGGCCCUUGCAUGAAUGAUGUGAAGAGUUUGACUCAUCUUUUUGUUAUGGUUUGCGGGAAUACAGUUUCAGUUCAAGAAGAUUUGAAUGUCAUUACUGUAAAACAAUUUAUCAAGACUGCAUGCCAAAAGAUAGGGGUCCAUGCUUAUGAUUUCUAUGCUGUUUAUGGUGGAAAGCCAUUAAAGGAUGACAAACUUAUGUCAUGCUACCCCAUAUACAAAGAUUCUACAGUUUCCUUGAGGCAAAGGUUAAGGGCUGGCUCACCCCGUGUUAUGUUCUUCAAAUGCUAUACAUUUGAUGAAAUGAUUGAGAGUCGGAAAGGUGGUCUUUUUCAUGUAGUCUAUUUAUCUCAGCACGCAACAAACAAAUUUACUCAAAUUGGCCAAGUUACUUACCUAUCAGACUACUAGCAGUACAUCAUUCAUGAAGUCUUGAUUUACAUCUGUGGAAAACAUCGCGAGGGCUUGAGUUUCAAUGGAAAUUUUGAAAGCACUGAUAUAAUGUUUUGUUCUGGGAGAGUUAAGAUUGCAAAACAUGUCCACAGAAUGAAUUUUAGUAAAGAUACAUGUGGCAGCGAUUAUAUCAAGCUUUAUGAGAUAUUUGGAGAGGCUUUCACUGUUGGGAUAAAGGAAGGUCAGCAGGUGUUUCCUAUGUACUUUCCAAACUUGCUAUCUUAUCUGUUUGAUUGCCCUGCUGGUGAGAACUCAAACAAUGAGCUUGCAAUGACAUUCUUGACAAAUCAUCCUGCAUUGGCAUCUUAUAUGGAUAGAAUAAAGCAAUGCACUUUAUUGGACAAUAUGGUGGAUUCACUUGUACCUGGGGAUCGUUCGUCUCUUGCACAAAGUAUUUUCUGUACUGUGAAUUGGAAUAAAAGUUUAAGGGAUGUUCCAGGAAUGAAUAGUGUUUAUUUACACAAUUCAACCGUUCAUCCAGAAACUCAUGUGAGGAAGGUGAAUCCAAGAUAUAUACGUACUCUAUUUGGAUGCUUGCACUAUUCAGGAAAUUAUUUUAGCCAUGCUCAUGAUCAUCAGUUGAAUCUAGAAGAAGCUGAUGCAGCGUUUGCGGAAAACAUCGGUGACUUCUUACCAUGGAUACUACAAUCAAUUGUGGUGAAGGGAAUCAUUAAACAGAAAUUUAAUGCUCCGCAUUUUGACAUCUUAAACUACUUGGGAACAACCUUGCUAAUAAGAACAAUGGGAAGAAACUUCCAGGUCAGGAGACAGGGAAUUAAUGUAAUCGUGUGCAUCAGAAAUUGGAUCAUGGAGCCGCGAGAGAGCAUAAACAUGGCCAGCAGACUAUGACCAAGCUACCGAAGUCCUUACAAUACCUUCUCAGUUGCAUCUCUCGAGGCUUUGAUACUUUGAGGCUUUCAGCAGUACUCCUGUAGGUUGUCUGUUUUGUAAAGAUUAUAAGUCACUAUAAAGAUACGAAGAACGAAAUAUUACCUACCAAAUACAAACUAUUUUGAUAUAACUGUUAACUUGAAAUAUUUGUGAAUUUUACUCUCGUGUAUCAAAUUUAUGGCAGUUGCG